AUGAAACAUAUCAUCCUUGUCGGAGCGUGUUACUUGGACACGAUCCUAAGCGUGCCUCACUUCCCCGAGGAGGACUCCAAGCUUCGGGCGAACAGUCUCCAGCUUCGCCGGGGUGGGAACUGUCCGAACACGCUCGAGGUGCUCCUGCAGCUCCUCCGGCGCGAGCCCGGACAGUCCCCAGUCACCCCACACCUUAUAUCCUGCCUGCCAUCAUCCGAAUCGCCUGCCACGUCGAAGAUCUUGUCGUCGUUUGGGCCGGGCCCGGCCCUCGACUUCAGCCACUGUCUCUAUCGGCGGGGCUACACGGAGCCAGCGAGUAGUUACAUCGUCCGAAGCCAGGAGACGGGAAGCCGCACUAUUGUCAACUUCAAUGACCUCCCAGAGAUGACGCUGGAGGAGUUCGUGGCGAUCGCUGACGACUUCAGGGACAAGGGGGAGUGUCUCUGGCAUUUCGAGGCAAUCAAGGGCCGGAUUCCCGAGACGGUACUUGGUUGCAUCCGCUAUCUGCGCCGUGCGCUCCCAGACUCGAAAAUUAGCGUCGAGGUGGAGAAGCCUGGUCGAGAAGGUUUACGGGAGCUGGCCGCGGAGGCGAACAUUGUCUUCUACUCGCGACCAUGGGCCGAGAACCAGGGCUACGACACAGCCGAAUCAUGCCUACGAGGCGAGUCACCACCAAGAGCGUCUCUCGUCCUCUGUACAUGGGGUGCACAGGGAGCGUCUGCAUUGUCACUUCCAGCCGGGAAGUAUAUCCAGUAUCCCGCCACGACGUUAGGGCGGGAAAGAAUAAGGGUGGUCGAUACUAUUGGAGCGGGUGAUACAUUUAUCGCGGCACUCUUGUUCGGGGUGGCAUGUCACGGCAGCGACUGGGACUCGGAGCGAAAAUUGCGCUUUGCCGUCGACCUUGCAACCAAGAAGGUCCAGAUGGACGGCUUUGCGGGGUUGGUAGGUUGGUAA
Molecule: messenger RNA, 954 nt
Organism: Phialemonium atrogriseum
Lineage: Eukaryota; Fungi; Ascomycota; Sordariomycetes; Cephalothecales; Cephalothecaceae
Product: Ketohexokinase
Exons: 6
Coding region: 1-954 (317 amino acids)
Molecular function (GO): kinase activity
Source: RefSeq, a predicted model, not a curated record